AUGAAGUUCGCUCUUGUCGCUCUCGUUGCUUCCGCUGCUGUUGCCGCUGCCACCCCCAACCUCUUGGCUAGAGAGUACGGCGAUUGUAGAGAUACUGAAGGCUCUUGUCCCGGUGGAAGCUGUGUAUCCAGUGAUUCUAGCAACGCCGACGCAGGUUACAUCUGUUCCUUCCCCGACGCUUCUUCUACCACUUCUGAAAGCUCCGCUGCUUCAUCCACUGCGUCUUCUUCAUCCGGUUCCUACGGCGACUGCAGAGACACCGAAGGUUCUUGCCCCGGUGGAAGCUGUGUAUCCAGUGACUCCAGUAACUCUGACGCAGGUUAUAUCUGUUCAUUCGAUUCUUCCUCUGCUUCUUCAACUUCCUCAGCAGCAGCUACCACUUCUGCCAAAGCCACCACCAAUACAGGUACCGCACCCACCACCUUGAGUGCCGCAGCUACCAGCGCCAAGGCCUCGACAACCUCGAAGGCCGCAUCUACCACCGCUUUGGCCUCGAACGCCACCACUUCCGCCAGCAACUCCACAACCGCGUCUACUUCCUCUAACUCCAGCAGUGGUGCAGGUCUCUCAUCAACUGUAAAUUACGCUGUUGCAGGUCUCUUCGCUGCUGGUCUUUACGUUGCUCUUUAA
This is a messenger RNA of Kwoniella botswanensis, 630 nucleotides long. RefSeq lists its product as uncharacterized. NCBI's taxonomy places the organism in Eukaryota, Fungi, Basidiomycota, Tremellomycetes, Tremellales, Cryptococcaceae. The record is from RefSeq and is a predicted model, not a curated record. Bases 1 to 630 code for a protein of 209 amino acids. The transcript has 3 exons.